AGUACUCUGCUUUCUAGACUGCAUCUGUCUUGUGGGCUAGCCGCCCCUCCAAAACAAGUGCUACCUAGGGUCUGGGGAAAUCUCUUGUUCCAGACUGCUACGUAGCUUUACGAUUCCUGAUGGCUGAAUACUCAAAUAAUAUUCCCGUGUUCUGUUUUUGUCGUGCGCCUAGGUCAAGAGAUCAAUGCCUCAGACAGACAAGCAAGUAUGCAUCCCACCGGAGCUGCCGGAACUGCUAAAGCAGUUUACCAAGGUUGCCAUUCGGACCCAGCCUCCGGAUCUCAUCCAGUGGGCCGCCGAAUAUUUCGGGGCCAUGUCCCGUGGAGAGAUUCCUCCAGCAAGAGAGAGGUCUGAGCAAGUCACUUUGUCCAACUGGGCUGAGCUGACCCCUGAGUUGCUGAAGGUCCUGCACUCUCGGGUUGGUGGCAGACUGAUCAUCCAUGCCGACGAGCUGGCCCAGAUGUGGAAAGUGCUGAAUCUCCCAACAGAUCUGUUUAACAGUGUGAUGAAUGUGGGUCGCUUCACGGAGGAGAUUGAAUGGCUGAAGUUUUUAGCUCUUGCUUGUAGCUCCCUUGGAGUCACCAUUGCCAAAACUCUCAAGAUAGUGUGUGAAGUCUUAUCCUGUGACCAUGAUGGAGGACCACCCCGGAUUCCUUUCAGCACCUUCCAGUUUCUCUACACAUACAUCGCUGAGGUGGAUGGGGAGAUCUCUUCAUCCCAUGUUAGCAGGAUGCUCAACUAUAUUGAACAAGAAGUAAUUGGUCCUGAUGGCUUAAUCAAGGUGAAUGACUUCACUCAAAACCCUAGGGUUCGGCUGGAAUAAGAGCACAAUUCUGGCAGUUUUAAAGGAAGAUACAGAGGUGUCAUUCAGCAUAGCUGAACACCAUCCAAAGUCAAUUUUCUUUUACAGCUGGCACAACUAAUAAACAAUUAGCCAGGAACGUGUGGAAUUCAGAUGUAAAGUUGUUGGGGCAAGACACUUGCAUAUGGUGCGAAGGUGGCUGACAAAGCUCGGCUACAAAACACAUCUCAAGUCAAAGCCAGAUUGGAUUUUAAAAGGCAGGAGGCCGACUGAUGUGAUUUUGAUGCUUUGUGAUUGCUGGUUGUCGUGUC
Peromyscus californicus insignis is the source of this 1113-nucleotide messenger RNA. RefSeq names its product rhophilin associated tail protein 1 (gene Ropn1). The transcript is spliced from 5 exons. The coding region runs from base 185 to 823 and encodes 212 amino acids. The record is from RefSeq and is a predicted model, not a curated record. NCBI's taxonomy places the organism in Eukaryota, Metazoa, Chordata, Mammalia, Rodentia, Cricetidae.